Messenger RNA from Ostertagia ostertagi, 303 nucleotides. NCBI's taxonomy places the organism in Eukaryota, Metazoa, Nematoda, Chromadorea, Rhabditida, Trichostrongylidae. The record is from the annotation of a GenBank genome assembly.
AUGGAGUAUUUAGGGCAUAUUGUAGAUGUCCAAGGAAUACGACCAUUACCAGAGAACCCUAUUGAAUGGCCUGAGAAAAAAAGGAAUGCCGAUCCUGUGGGAGGAGGCGCAGAAAAACGAGCUAAAGAGGCAAAACAGCUAGAUAUUCUUGCACACUAUGACCCGCAAAUACUAGUAGUUUUGGCAACAGAUGCCUCUGAAUAUUUCUUAGGGGCAGUAGUUUACCACAGAAUGCCGGAUGGGAAAGAAAAUGUGAUAGCAUACGCAUCCCGGACGCUGACAAAAGAACAGAGGAAUUAUUGA